Molecule: messenger RNA, 1404 nt
Organism: Ambispora gerdemannii
Lineage: Eukaryota; Fungi; Glomeromycota; Glomeromycetes; Archaeosporales; Ambisporaceae
Source: the annotation of a GenBank genome assembly
GCAUGGAAAAAGCGUUGUGUUCAGGAAAAGAUUAAAACGUUUAGGGGUGUAUGUUGUCCUAUUCCACGUAUGUCACAGUCUCAUCCCAUCGAAGAAGAGGCCGCCCGUCAAGAUUACAUUGAUAAUGUUUUUAUUGAAGUGAGGCCAGGUCAUCCACAAUACACGGCGGAAGAGGAAAGACUUGAAGAUUAUGGUCGAUGUUCAAAGUGUAACGAAAUAAGAACAGGCAUUGAUAAAUACAAAUGGUGCAAAUCAUGCAACGCCACUCAUUUUCGACAAGGCUUUUCGACAUGGACGUCGGGCUAUGCGGAGAUUGAUUACUUCAUUCAAAACGCUCAAAUUCAUGCAUGCUACCAUAAAUUAGUAUUGGAAUGGUAUCCAUGGGAAAAGUUUUCGGAUAUUGAAAAAAUAGGAGAAGGUGGCUAUGGAACCGUUUUUCGUGCUAAAAAUAACAUGGGAAGAAUCCUUGAAUGGGAUCAGCAAAACAACAAAUGGCUUCGUUUUGAAAUUGAUGAAUAUGUCGCAUUGAAAACAAUUGGACAUUCCGAAUCACCGUCAAAGGAAUUUCUUAAUGAGGCAAAGAGACUGCAACGAUGGGAUUAUCAAUCACAUAACUACACUGCAUUUUAUGGAUUCACCAAAAAUGAAACCACUGGCCAAUAUCUUCUUGUUCUGAGGUAUUUUGAAGGGGACUUGCGCAAACAAUUGCAACGUCAAUCGAUCACCUGGGAAGAAAAAUUAGAAAUGAUCCAUGCUAUUUCUCGUGAUAUGAAAGAUAUCCAUCAAACAAGAAUGAUCCAUAGGGACCUUCAUCCGGGGAACGUAUUAUAUUCUGGACAUUGUCAAAUUGGAGACUUAGGACUUUCUGUUUUGGAAUCAGAAGCUGAUGAAAUUAAGGAUAUUAUGGGAGUGAUGCCUUAUGUGGCGCCGGAAAUAUUGUGUGGUCGUAGUUCAUACUCCCAGGGAACGGACGUUUAUGCCUUCGGUAUCAUUAUGUGGGAAAUAAGUUCACAAAAAAAACCUUAUCAUCAAUUUAAGCAUGACAUAAAUCUGGCACUACAAAUAUGUAAAGGGCUUCGCCCAGAAAUUACUAACGACACUCCACCAUUUUAUCAAGAUUUGAUAGAGAAAUGUUGGCACACUGAUCUCACGAAACGACCAACCGCUAAAGAAAUAUACAAUUUGACUCACAUGUGGCAUAAAAACCCCACACUAACGAUUCGAGAUCAGAUCAACAAAGCAAAUGAGAUUCGUCAACAAAAUAUAGGAAAAAAAGAGGAAACACAAACACAUCCUGGGGCUUUUUACACGAGUCGAUUAUUGACGAAUAUAACAAAUGAACUGGCCUCGAUGAUAUCGAAAUUCCCUGAUGAUGCAUUUGACUGGUUGAUCGAUGAUAAAUAA